UUAGUAACAAUAUGUUUUGAUUUCAUUAAAACUGUCUUACCGUUGUUGUGCACUGUGACAGUUACCACUAACUACUAUCUAUUUUAAUAACACAAUUAGAUCACGGAUACGCAUGACAACCCAUAACGUGAGCAAGAGAGUAACUGGAUUUGCAUGAUAAUAGAGUUAUGUAGUGAAAUGGCGCUAUAAUGAGUGUUGAUAACUAUUGUUAGCUACAGUAAAGAAGUUUUAAAAGUACUUAAAAUGGCAGAGGUAGCGACUUUACGAAUACUUGCUAUAAAUUUCAUUGGUUUAAUUAUAACUUCAGUAAUAUUUAUAUUACAUCGUUACUUUAUGAGUCCGGUUCAUGUCGUGUUUUUAUGCAACGAUGAAAGUCUCAUGAAACCUUUACAUCCACACGAGAGAACUAUAUCUACAAAAACAAGAAGUGUCACUGCUCUCGCAAUUGUGAUGGUGAUUAUAGUUGUGGAUAUUUCAACAUAUUGGUGUUCUCCCAGUGAAGGGAAUAAAAGUAAUGAUGAUGAGAUUGUCCUAUCAAUUGGUAAAAUCAAAAUUAAGGCCUGGGUUACACGAUUGUGUAAUCGGGUCAUUAUAGCCAUUGGUGGAUUCCUGUUGAACGAAUUUAUGUUAAAUUUGAUCAAGUGCUCAGUAGGAGAACUACGACCAAACUUCUUAACACAAUGUCAACCUGAUUACAGCAAAGCGAAUUGUUCUGCUGGUUACGUCACAUCUGACAUAUGCACUCAACAUGUUCCUGACGCAGAAAGAUUCUCUUUUCCCUCGGGAGUUGCGCAGGCGUCGUUCUAUGGUAUGACCGUCAUAGUACUAUACAUCCACUACACUAUCUACUCGAGAAAAUUUGUUUUGAUUUUAACAUUAAUCGAACUCAUUCCAAUAACGUUGGCUUUGGUGUAUUCAUGUUACAUGAUCACGAUAUAUUUACACUUUUGGUAUGAUGUGCUAGCCGGGUUCAUAUUCGGGGUGAUGCUUGGAUGGCUGACGAUUUACAUUCUGUUAAACUUGCCAGAAGACGAACAAGACGUUCAGCAUGCUAGAUAUCAUCAACAAUUUCUCUUGCAACAAAUUGAUUACAAAGCAAGCUUAGAUUACGAAUAUGAAAAAACCUUAAACGAACAGUUAAAGUCACUUUUAGAAAAUAAAUAAUAAUGUUAACAA
Messenger RNA from Hydractinia symbiolongicarpus, 1176 nucleotides. RefSeq names its product phospholipid phosphatase 1-like. Bases 244 to 1164 code for a protein of 306 amino acids. Gene Ontology annotation, biological process: signal transduction; phospholipid metabolic process; phospholipid dephosphorylation. NCBI's taxonomy places the organism in Eukaryota, Metazoa, Cnidaria, Hydrozoa, Anthoathecata, Hydractiniidae. The transcript is spliced from 5 exons. Gene Ontology annotation, molecular function: phosphatidate phosphatase activity. The record is from RefSeq and is a predicted model, not a curated record.